AUGUCUCUUGUUCCCACCCACCUCAUCGUCGUCUGCUGCCACGCCAUCUACCUGGGCGCCGGCCCCGACUCGGCCAGCGAGGACGAAUCCAACUGGCUCAUUGAGCCCUUUCAGAGUGGCGAGACAAGCACGUACAUCAAACACGUCGAGGCCGGGGUGAAGGAGCUGGCGCGAGACCAGGAGAAUGCCAUCCUGGUGUUGAGCGGUGCGGCCACCAAGCCUGACAAGACGCCCAUCACCGAGGGGGAUGGCUAUCUGAAUGUGGCCAUCGAGCAUGGUCUCUUCGGGUUGGACACCUCUGCUGCCACCGCUCUGAGACAGCGCAUCUUCGUCGACCGCUACGCCACCGACUCGUACCAGAAUAUUCUCUGCUCGCUAGUCCAAUUCCCUCUCUUUGUCCGACAACUCCUGUCCGAGCAACAGCAGCAUGGUCAGACGAACAAUACGCCCUUCCCAACAAAACUCACCAUCGUCUCCCACGCCUUCAAACGCGCCCGCUUUCUCGACCUGCACCUCCCGGCGCUGUGCUUCCCGCCCGCAUCACCCUCGACCGUCUUCAUCGGCAUCAACCCGCCCUUUACCGCCACGAAACUCGCCGAGAUCGAGGAGGGCGAUCGGCUGCGCGGCUACGGCGCCUGGGAAAAGGACCUGUACGGCGCAGGGGAGGGUCUCAGCCAGAAGAGGGAGAAGAGAGGCUGGGACGGAGAGAGGUUCCGGACGGAGGUUCUGGAGAGACUUGGCGAUGAGGAGGGGUCGUGCAGGAGGGAGUUGGAGGGUUUGGUGGAUUGGCGUGGUGGGAGUGAUGGCGUGACCUUGUGGCAGGGCGGUGUUCCGUGGAAGAAGUGA
This is a messenger RNA of Fonsecaea nubica, 846 nucleotides long. RefSeq lists its product as hypothetical. The transcript has 2 exons. The record is from RefSeq and is a predicted model, not a curated record. Lineage: Eukaryota; Fungi; Ascomycota; Eurotiomycetes; Chaetothyriales; Herpotrichiellaceae. Gene Ontology annotation, cellular component: cytoplasm. The coding region runs from base 1 to 846 and encodes 281 amino acids.